AUGAUCUCUGAUGCAUCAUCUCCAAUGGAUGCAGCUGGUGGUUUAUCAGAUGAAGACAUGGCAUCACCAAAUGACCAAGACCUUGACUUGCCACCUGACAUUGCAAUGGAUGGCCAUGAUGACCCAAUAUCACAACCAUUGGCGAUUCCCAUUGGUACAUGGUCAAUCCUUGAGCUUAAUGAUACAGCUCGAUCGGAUGUAUGCCAUCAACAAAUUGACUUUUGCGACGAAGAAUGCGGUGGUUCCGAUCAAGUCUCCCUAAACUUUUGCAAAGAAGAUACCAUGGAAUGGGGAUGCAAUUGCAAGAGCAAGAUCCCUGAAUGUGCACCUUAUCAAUGGCCAGUGACGGUGGCUGAAUGUCGAGGCCGGGAAACCAAAUGUCAAGAAGGAUGCACCGAUUCCGUCACGCAAGAAUUGUGCAAAGAUGGUUGUAGUGAGUACUUUCGAUGUCAACGACCUGGUGGCCCUGCCAGUCAACUUCGUUCCGAAUCAGUCAACAACGCAUCAGCAGCAUCCAUGCACGAUGACGCUCAUCCAUCAAGUGCAGCAACUACUCUUCUUAUACAACAUCAGCAAAUACUACUAUCCUCCAGCAAAAUAAUGAUAAUGACUAUCGUUUGGGUGAGCAUCUUCAUCCAUUAUUGA
Molecule: messenger RNA, 645 nt
Organism: Lichtheimia ornata
Lineage: Eukaryota; Fungi; Mucoromycota; Mucoromycetes; Mucorales; Lichtheimiaceae
Exons: 5
Coding region: 1-645 (214 amino acids)
Source: RefSeq, a predicted model, not a curated record